CUCUGCCCGUUAGGGCCCCGCGCGCGCGUCACUUCCGGUUCCGACGCUGGCCGCGGGCGGGCGGGCGGUUUGAAGGCGGGGAUGGCGGGCGCGCAGUACGUGCCGCUGGGCGCGGGGCUGGACGCGUCGCUGUCGCUGCUGGAGGCGGAGAGCAGCCCCGGGGCGGCGGCGGCGGCGGCGGCGGGGGGCCCGGAGGAGCUGCCCAUGGUGUUCCUGUGCGCCGGCUGCAAGCGGCCUGUGGGGGACACGCUGGGCUGGGUGGCCAACGACGAGGAGACCGGCUGCGUCCUGCUGCGCAGCGCCUCCCCCAACGUCUCGGUGGAGAAGGAGCAGAAACUCUCCAGCCGGCCCGGCGAGUGCGGGUGCAUGAUUGAAACUUUGUUCUGCUCUGGCUGUUCAAUGACCCUUGGGAACAUCUACAGAUGCACCCCAAAACAUCUUGACUAUAAGCGAGACUUAUUUUGCUUCAGUGUUGACUCUGUUGAAAGUUACAUCCUAGGAUCCUCAGAAAAACAAGCUGUAACUGACGAUGAACCUUUAACUCUUGAAAGUCGAGCUGGCUUAGAAGAGGCAAUAGAAAGGGCAGAAACCAUACUGAAAGCACUGGAGGCAAGAUUGUCUGUAGUUGAAUCAAGUUUUGCAUCACGUCAUAACAGCUGAAAGAAACUUCAUCCUUCCCUUGACCUGUGCUGCUAGGCAUUGAGCUGUUGGAUUUAAAUGUAGCAGGUUCUGCAUUCUAGCCUUGGGCUGGCCAGAAUUUAUUAACUUUCUUUACUGGAGACUUUAAAAAAAACAACAAAAAAAACAACCCGACUUUGCAUAGAACAUCUUGGGGAAAAAUGCAGUUAUUGUGGAGCUUAAAAAAAUAUUGUGAAUAGCCCUUCAACCUUGUUUGAGGUGAAGAACAAGUUUAAAAUGUAUGCUUAAAUAUAAGCUAAACUCAAUACAUUUAGUUAAGUGCUCUAGUCUGGGUGUUACCUGGUUCUGAGAUCAAUUUUGUAAUUGUUUGAUUUUUAUUUA
This is a messenger RNA of Mauremys mutica (yellowpond turtle), 1020 nucleotides long. It is a transcript of the gene MIS18A, whose product is annotated as MIS18 kinetochore protein A. The transcript is spliced from 6 exons. Lineage: Eukaryota; Metazoa; Chordata; Testudines; Geoemydidae. The record is from RefSeq and is a predicted model, not a curated record. Gene Ontology annotation, biological process: CENP-A containing chromatin assembly; chromosome segregation. Gene Ontology annotation, cellular component: chromosome, centromeric region; nucleus; chromatin. The coding region runs from base 82 to 660 and encodes 192 amino acids.